AUGCCCCAAGCCUUAGUACCAUCUUCUGCCGCUGCAUUUGCGCCACGCACACCCCCUAGCGUGGUGCGCGACGCCAAUGUCCCUCAGUGGUUGAAAGUGACUCUUAAGCGAAGGGCAACCUGGACAUUGUGCUGGGUGAUGUUAGAAGGACUGCUUGGAAUGAUCCACUUGGAGGCAUAUGUCGUGCAUGUCGACAUGGUCUCGCGAGAGGAAGUGGGUUUCAAAUUAACCAAAGAGCCCAUCAGCACCCUGGAGGGCUGCUUUGAUAUACUUCAACAUCGUAACUUGUAUGCGCAUUGA
Penicillium samsonianum is the source of this 300-nucleotide messenger RNA. RefSeq lists its product as uncharacterized. Bases 1 to 300 code for a protein of 99 amino acids. The record is from RefSeq and is a predicted model, not a curated record. Lineage: Eukaryota; Fungi; Ascomycota; Eurotiomycetes; Eurotiales; Aspergillaceae. The transcript is spliced from 2 exons.